GCCCUUUCUUUUUCACUGAUCUUAUAAAUGAAUUUUUAGACAAAUGGUGGAAUUUGACAUGUUGUAGAAGGUUACUUAAUUUAUUUCAAGGUUACCGCUAUGAUUACUUUUAACCUGAUUUGAUAGUUAUAUAGAACCGUUUUUAUUAGGGAAAUAAUCUUUUGCAAAAAUAUAGGAUAAGACUGAGUAUAAUAGAUCUUUAUGGUAUGAUCCUUUUUUAAACUUCACAUAUAGCGAAAGCUUAGUGAUUGAGCUGCCUUUUUUUAUUAAGGUGGUGAAACCACUUUGGAGGAGGAACCAAGUUUAGUGUAUUUACUUUAUGAAUUUGGCUGAUGUUUGGUCUUUAUUGGCAAAGAAAGCUCUCCAUAUAAAAAGACUUUCAGAAAACAACUUCCAUUAGUCAGGCUCUGAAGUUUGCUGUGCUUGAGGCCACCAUUUGAAGCACUAAGUAUAGAGCAAUUGAAUUCAGUGAAAGGCUGAGUUACUUUGGAAUAGCCACAAGUCUGAUUAUAUACCUAACUAAGGUUAUUCAUCAAGACCUAAAAACAGCAGCAAAAAGUGUGAAUUACUGGACAGGUGUCACCACUUUGAUGCCAUUACUAGGAGGGUUUGUUGCUGAUGCAUACUUGGGCAGAUUUUGCACAGUUCUUGUUUCAACCACUGUCUAUCUCCUGGGCUUGCUUCUGUUGACAAUGUCAAGUGUGGUACCAAGCUUGAAACCUUGUGGGAGUGACAUCUGUCAAGAACCUAGAAAAAUCCAUGUAGUGAUCUUUUUCUUUGCAAUCUACUUAAUCUCCAUUGGAACAGGAGGGCACAAGCCUUCUUUGGAAAGCUUUGGUGCUGAUCAAUUUGAUGAUGAUUAUCCUAAAGAAAGAAGGAAGAAAAUGUCUUUCUUCAAUUGGUGGAGUUUUGGACUUUGCUCUGGUGUAUUACUUGGUGUUACUCUUAUUGUUUAUGUACAAGAUCAUGUUAGUUGGGGUAUAGCAGAUUUGAUCCUCACAUUAGUUAUGGCUUCUAGUUUAGUCAUCUUUUGUGUAGGCAGGCCAUUCUAUCGUUAUCGAAAAGUAACUGAAAGUCCCUUAACUACAAUGCUACAAGUUAUUGUUGCUGCAACUAGAAAAAGAAAUCUUCCACAUCCUUCAAAUCCAGCUUGUUUGCAUGAAACUCAAAAGUCAGAAGCUAAUAGAAGGAGGCUUUGUCAUACCAAAAGUCUGAAGUUCCUUGAUAAAGCUGCAGUCUUUGAUGAGACACAAGAUACAAUAGUGCAAAAGCAGAAUCCAUGGAAACUUUCUACUGUGACCAAAGUAGAGGAAUUGAAGCUACUUAUCAAUAUGACACCAAUUUGGCUAACCACUUUACCAUUUGGUAUUUGUAUAGCACAAGCUUCAACAUUUUUCAUCAAACAAGGCGUGACACUUAACCGAAAGAUCACUCACAAUUUCGAGAUUCCACCAGCUUCAAUGUAUGGCAUUGGAGCUAUUGGCAUGAUAGUAACUGUCACUAUCUACGACAAAAUCCUCGUACCUCUGCUAAGAAAGGCAACAGGAAACGAAAGAGGCAUUAGUAUUCUUCAAAGGAUUGGCAUUGGAAUGAUGUUUUCGAUUACAACUAUGAUCAUUGCAGCAUUGGUUGAACGAAAGAGACUAAGAAUUGUUGAGAAAAAUCUACUUGAGGGUUCAAUUUCAAUGAGUGUAUUUUGGUUAGCACCUCAGUUUUUUCUCGUUGGUAUAGGAGAUGGAUUCGCGCUAGUGGGAUUACAAGAGUACUUCUAUGAUCAAGUACCUGAUACAAUGAGAAGUUUAGGCAUUGCAUUUUACCUUAGCGUAGUUGGUGCUGCAAAUUUCCUAAGCAGUAUGUUGAUCACAAUUGUGGAUCAUAUUACAGAAAAAAGUGGUAAGAGUUGGUUUGGAAAAGAUCUGAAUAGCAGCAGACUGGACUAUUUCUACUUGUUGUUAGCUACUAUAACAGCAGUGAGUUUGUGCAUCUAUGUCUUUGUUGCUAGGAGCUAUUCCUACAAGAAUGUACAAAGCAGGAGAACUGCAGAUGUGGCUAAUUGCCACGAUGGCGAUGAUCGUGAAGUAAUGGCUUAGAAGUUUGAUCUAAAAUUGUGAAGUUGUGAAGCUCAGAAAGCAAAUUUACCAUGUAUUAUAUUUUCAUAACUUAGAAGCAAUAAAACUCCUUUAUUAGAAGUUUAAUCCUAGUACAUUUACUAAAUUAAUACAGUCCUCAAGCUGAGAAAGCAAAUUGUUGGUUUA
Nicotiana attenuata is the source of this 2255-nucleotide messenger RNA. RefSeq names its product protein NRT1/ PTR FAMILY 5.6-like. The coding region runs from base 591 to 2090 and encodes 499 amino acids. The transcript has 4 exons. Gene Ontology annotation, molecular function: dipeptide transmembrane transporter activity; tripeptide transmembrane transporter activity. The record is from RefSeq and is a predicted model, not a curated record. Gene Ontology annotation, cellular component: membrane. NCBI's taxonomy places the organism in Eukaryota, Viridiplantae, Streptophyta, Magnoliopsida, Solanales, Solanaceae. Gene Ontology annotation, biological process: transmembrane transport; dipeptide transport.